CGGCAGACCAACUCCAUGCCGGCAACGGCAACGGCAACGGCACGGCGUAACCGCGCCCGCCCCGCGAAGGCGACCACGCGGCCGCAGGAGGCCGCAGCAGCACGAGACGGCUGCACGGAGCUCUCCGCGUGGACCAGCGUCCGGCAGGAGCGAUGGGAGGGCGAGCUGCCCGUCCAAGGACGCCUCCCUGACUGGCUGAGCGGCACGUACCUGAGGAGCGGGCCGGGGCUGUGGGACGCGGACGGCGGCGGCGGCGCGUUUCACUACCUGUUCGACGGCUACGCCACUCUCGUCCGCGUCUCCUUCCGGCAGGGCCGCGCCACGGGCGCGCACCGGCUGAUCGAGUCGGACGCAUAUGUGUCCGCCGUGGAGAGCGGCGGACCCGUCCUGCUCGAGUUCUCGCAGUGCCCCAAGCCCGGGAACAUGCUAGACCGCGUGAGCAACGCCGUCGGGAUCCUCAGCGGCGCGGCGCUCACGGACAACCCCAACGCCGGCGUGCUGCCGCUCGGAGACGGCCGGGUGCUGUGCCUCACCGAGAGCACCAAGAGCUCCGUCCUGGUCGACCCGGAGACGCUCGCCACGGUCGGCAAGUUCAGGUACGCCGACGGCCUCGGCGGCAUGAUGAUGAUGAUCCAGUCCGGGCACCCGAUCGUGACCGAGUCCGAGCUCCUGAAGGUGCUCCCAGACCUCGCCCGCCCGGGCCACCUCGUCGUCAGGAUGGCGGCCGGGAGCGACAAGAGGGAGGUGAUUGGCAGAGUGGACUGCCGCGGGGGGCCGACCCCGGGGUGGAUGCACUCGUUCGCCGUCACCGAGAACUACGUCGUCGUGCCGGAGAUGCCGCUCCGGUACUCGGCCAGCAGACUGCUCAAGGGCGAGCCCGCCCCGUACUACGCCUUCGAGUGGCUCCCGGCGUCCGGCAGCUACAUGCACGUCAUGUGCAGGUCCACCGGGAAGACGGUGGCGAGCGUCGAGGUGCCGCCGUUCAUGGCGAUCCACUACAUCAACGCGUACGAGGAGAGAGGCGAGGACGACGGCCCCGCUGCUGCGGUUAUCGUCGACUGCUGCGAGCACUACGGCGAUCCCGCCAUCAUCGAGACGCUUGCCCUCCACAGGCUGAGAUCGUUCAGGGACCAGGACGUGCUGCCAGACGCCAGGGUGGGUCGCUUCAGGAUACCGCUGGACGGCAGCCCGUUCGGCGAGCUCGACACGGCGCUGGACCCGGAGGAGCACGGCCGGGGAAUCGACAUGUGCAGCAUCAACCCGGCCUACCGCGGCCGGGCCUGCCGGUACGCCUACGCCUGCGGCGCCCGCCGGCCGUGCAACUUCCCCAACACCCUCACCAAGAUCGACCUGGUGGAGAAGGCGGCCAAGAACUGGCACGAGGAGGGUGCCGUGCCGUCGGAGCCCUUCUUCGUGGCCAGACCCGGAGCGACGGACGAAGACGAUGGAGUGGUGAUAUCUAUUGUAAGCGCCCUCGGUGGAGACGGCUAUGCGCUAGUGCUGGACGCGAAGACGUUCCAAGAGAUUGCCCGUGUGAGCUUCCCCUAUGGCCUGCCCUACGGCUUCCACGGUUGCUGGAUCCCUGAAAAGAUCUUACCAGACCGUGUGUAACUCUUAUCAUGUCCAUGAUCAAUAAAAUCUGGUGGUGAUGCUAAAAAAAAGUAGUACUGUACUAUCAAAGUGCCAUAGUGCGCCAAUAUCUAAACAAAUGCACUCCUAGUCCUAGCUACUCUCAUUUCAAAUGUAAGGGUGUAUUAGUUUUAAAGCUUGGCUGUGUGCGCUCGAAGAG
This is a messenger RNA of Panicum virgatum (switchgrass), 1789 nucleotides long. RefSeq names its product carotenoid cleavage dioxygenase 8 homolog A, chloroplastic-like. Gene Ontology annotation, molecular function: carotenoid dioxygenase activity. Gene Ontology annotation, cellular component: chloroplast. Lineage: Eukaryota; Viridiplantae; Streptophyta; Magnoliopsida; Poales; Poaceae. The transcript is spliced from 6 exons. Gene Ontology annotation, biological process: carotene catabolic process. The coding region runs from base 16 to 1611 and encodes 531 amino acids. The record is from RefSeq and is a predicted model, not a curated record.